GCCUCAAGCACAAAGAGAGUGAAGCCAUUUCAGGUCGACAUGAAAAUUUAAGGGCAUCCAGUCAAAUUUAAGCUCGACACUGGAAGUAGUGUCACAGUCAUGAAUGAAACGGAGUACAAGAAAAUAUGCAAGACCCAAGUCAGCCCAACAUUAGAGAAAACUGAGAUGUGUCUAAAAACAUACACGGGGGAGCAAAUCCAUAUUUUGGGAGUAGCUAGGGUCAAAGUUACUUAUCAAAAGCAGACAACGUCCUUACCCUUAGUGGUGGUCAACGGUAUAGGGCCAAAUUUGCUCGGCAGGAACUGGCUGGAAGAAAUUCAGUUAAAUUGGGCAGAAAUAAAGUAUGCCCAUAAUGAAUCAAUGACACUGCAGCAGGUACUUCAGAGACAUGCCUCAGUCUUUAAAGAAGAAUUGGGCACACUGAAGGGAAACUCCGCAGUCAUCCAUGUGGCAGAAAAUGCCACACCAAAGUUUUAUAGGCCCUGAUCUGUCCCCUACGCCAUGCGAGCGAAAGUUGAGCAAGAAAUUAAUAGAUUAUUGAAAGAGGGCAUCAUCACACCUGUUAAAUAUUCCGAAUGGGCGGCCCCAGUAGUUCCCAUUUUGAAGCCCGAUGGCACAGUCAGGUUGUGUGGGGACUAUAAAUUGACAGUUAAUCAGGUGGCUUCAUUAGAGCAAUACCCAAUCCCCAAGCUGGAAGAUUUGUUCGCAGUGCUGUCAGGAGGACAGAAGUUUUCCAAACUAGAUAUGAGUCAUGAAUAUCAACAGAUCACGUUGGAUGAGCCGUCCCAGAAAUAUGUGACCAUAAAUACACAUAAAGGACUUUUUACAUAUAGUCGCUUACCGUAUGGGGUCUCCUCAGCACCAGCUAUAUUCCAGAGGACAAUGGAGAGUCUGCUACAAGGGGUAACACAGGUAGCAGUGUACUUGGAUGACAUCAUAGUCACAGGGACAACCGAGGAAGACCAUUUGAGGAACUUGGGAGAAGUACUGAAGCGGCUGGAAGAAGCCGGCCUGAGACUGAAAUGAAACAAGUGCGCGUUUAUGGAAACAGAAGUGCAGUACCUGGGACACAUUGGAUCAAAAGCGCUGUUGAGAUCUGCAGAUGUGUUGGUGCACUACUCAGCCAGUCAAGAGCUUAUUCUUUCAUGUGAUGCUUCUCCAUAUGGGGUAGGAGCGGUCUUAUCGCACAAGAUGGAGGACGGGAGUGAAAGACCUUUGGGGUUCAUGUCACGCACCCUGACGCCAGCAGAAAGACGCUAUUCCCAACUAGACAAAGAAGGACUGGCAGUGAUUUUCGGGAUCCAAAGAUUCCACAAGUAUUUGUACGGACGGAUUUUUACUAUUGUCACUGACCAUAAACCCCUGAUAACCUUGUUCAAUGAGAGGAAACAAGUACCACAAAUGGUAUCUCCAAGGGUACAGCGCUGGUCUGUGUGGCUUAGAGCCUACAAGAACAAAAUUGUGUACAAACCGGGAAAGCAGCACGCAAAUGCGGACGCACUAAGCAGACUGCCUGUGCCUGAGUCGGGGGAUGAGGGAGAGCAGGGGGAGGACAAGGUGUUGAUGCUUGAGUUGUUAGACACCGCUCCCCUGAAUGCAGAACAAAUUAGGAAAUGGACAGCUCAAGAUGUGAUCUUGUCACAUGUACGUGAAUAUGUUCUGAAAGGAUAGCCCGUAGUAACAGAUUCCAGGUUGCAACCAUACUACUCAAGAAGGCUAGCUUUGAGUGUCAGAGAGGGCUGUGUCUUGUGGGGUGCAAGAGUGAUCGUACCUCCACAAGGGCGAACAAUCCUGUUGAGACAGUUACAUUGCACACAUGCAGGAAUGUCCAAAAUGAAGGGAUUGGCAAGAUCAUUCGUAUGGUGGCCAGGGAUGGACAAAGAGGUGGAGAGAGAAGUGAGCAGUUGUGGGGAAUGCCAAAAGAAUGCGAAGAGUCCACCAUUGGCUCCACUUCAUACAUGGGAAUGGCCUGAGAGACCAUGGUCUAGACUACAUGCAGACUAUGCAGGCCCUUUCCUAGGGAAGAUGUUCUUGGUGAUUGUGGAUGCACAUUCAAAAUGGAUGGAAGCUUAUGCCAUGAACUCAUCCACUUCCCAAGCGACUAUUGAGAAACUAAGGCAAAGUUUCAGCACACAUGGAAUACCGGAAUGUCUCAUCACAGAUAAUGGAUCAUGUUUCACUAGUGCUGAAUUCGAGGGAUUCUUGAAGCAAAAUGGUGUUCGCCAUUUCACAUCUGCUCCAUACCAUCCCUCAUCGAAUGGAUUGGCCGAGAGGGCCGAACAAACCUUAAAAGAUGGACUAAAGAAAACGCCAGGCGAGACAGUUGACACAAAGCUUUCCAGAUUCCUGUUCAGUUACCGAAUUACCCCUCACUCCACCACUGGAAAUUCUCCAGCUGAGAUGCUCAUGUCCAGAAAACUAAGAUCGACCUUUGACCUGUUGAUACCGGAUCUAAAAGCAAAGAUACAAGAGAGGCAAUUGAGGCAGAAACAAAUUCAUGAUCCAGGCACCAAACUGAGAAAUUUCCAACCUAGUGAUGAAGUGUUCAUCCGAAACUACAGUUAUGGUCCGAAGUGGGUUCCCGGAGUCAUUAACAGUUGUACAGGUCCAGUGUCAUACAGCGUGGUCAUCGGUAAUGGUCAAAGUCUGCGCAGGCAUGUGGACCAGAUGAGAGCAAGGUACACUAAGGAACCUCUGCAACCAGAUCCAGAGAGGGUCCCAGAAGAAGUGUCAAACGGUUCCGAGGGUUCAGUGACCCUGACUCCUCUGGCAACUAAGGAUUUUUCCAUGGAGGCAGAGUUGAGGGAGACUGUACAAACUGUUCCUGGAAAAGCUGUGAGUCCAGAGCAACCCCCAAACCCUGAGACUACAACCUUGAGACGAUCUGAGAGAGAGAGAAAUUCUCCAGCUUACCUGAGAGACUUUGUGAGAUAA
Chanos chanos (milkfish) is the source of this 2934-nucleotide messenger RNA. RefSeq lists its product as uncharacterized. Gene Ontology annotation, biological process: DNA integration. The record is from RefSeq and is a predicted model, not a curated record. Lineage: Eukaryota; Metazoa; Chordata; Actinopteri; Gonorynchiformes; Chanidae. Gene Ontology annotation, molecular function: nucleic acid binding.